UGAAACUGACGCCAUGCAUGCAAGCAAGCUGAGGUCAGGAGCAGCUGAGUUAGCGACUAAACCACAAGCCUCCUUCUCUAUCAAGGAACAGAGCAAAGAAGGAAAUCUAAUCCCCUCUGGAGGGGGGGGAGGAAUUGGUUAUUUUUAUCAACCUUUUUUUCCCCCCGGCAUUAUUUUUUCCUGUACUCUGAGUUAGGGCUCUUCCUGCGCCCCCGGCUCGUUAGCAGAAGGAUGGUGAAGGUCUUUUAGCCAACCUCACCAUGUUCAGCAAGAAAAAGAAACGCGUUGAGAUCUCUGCUCCCUCAAACUUUGAGCACCGGGUCCACACUGGGUAUGACCAACAAGAGCAGAAGUUCACUGGUCUGCCAAGGCAAUGGCAGGGCAUCAUCGAGGAGUCGGCAAAGAGACCCAAGCCACUGGUGGAUCCCGUGUUCAUCACGGCUAUUCAACAUGGCUCACAAAAGACCAUCGUGCGGGGAAACAAAACCGCCAAGGACGGCUCCCUGACCUGGCUGCUGGAUGAGUUUGAGAACAUGUCGGUGUCCCGCUCCAACUCGCUGCGCCGGGACAGUCCCCCCUUCCAGCCCCGCCGUGACCAGCUCUUCCAUGAGAACGGCCUCAAUGAGGGGCCGGCCAAAGCCCGGCCCCUCGAGGACAGGAAUAAGGACCACAAGGAGAGGAGUCGCCACGAAGCCAGGAACGAGCUGGAUCGGGACAGGGAGAGGAAACGGGACAGGGAGGAGACCCGGGCCCACCCACAGCAACCCCGAGGGCAGGAGCCCAGCGGCAAAUCCACCAAGCACUCUGGUGGCAGGCCGCCCCCUCCUGAGUACCACAAGCCCGCUAAGGAGGGCAGGCCCAGAGCCCAUGACCGGGAUGGGAGGCGGGACUACCCGGUGGAGAGGGACUACAGCGAGCCGGCCGACCGUGUGGUCAGGAGGGAUCGCCAUGACUCCUCCGACAAGAGACCCAAGUCCACGUACACCGGGGAGAAAAGCCCGCAAUCCCCGCGGGACAAACGCCCGCUCUCCGGGCCCAAUAUCCGGACUCCAAACAUCCCCGUCUCCGAAGGAGUGAUGAAGACAGCUCAGCAGACCGGCCGGCCUUUUAAUACGUAUCCACGAGCUGAGACUGACCCUGUCAGGGGCACAGGUUCUCAGGCAGAACCCAGGUCUGCGAGGCCCCAGGAAACGGCGUCCAAUGGGCCAGUAAGUGGGAGCAGUAGCUCCUCCAGGGUCCACCAGCCAGGCCAGCCGAGGUCCAAAAACCCAGAGCCGCCCCAGCCGGGACUCUCCCCGCACGCAUCAGAGCCCCACUUAACUCGCAUCCCCCAGUCAAACCCCCAGCCAUCUUAUUCCCAGCAGCCCCAGCCGCUUCCACCGCCUCCCCCCACCACAGUGUCCCAGCAGCCCCGCUCCCCACAGCGCGAGCCCCAGCGGGUCUCCCACGAACAGUUCCGAGCCGCCCUGCAGAUGGUGGUUGACCCGGGCGACCCCCGGACCUACCUGGACAACUUCAUUAAAAUCGGCGAAGGCUCCACGGGCAUCGUCUGCAUCGCCACGGUCAAGAGCACAGGGAAGCUGGUGGCUGUGAAGAAAAUGGACCUGCGGAAGCAGCAAAGACGUGAGCUGCUGUUUAAUGAGGUGGUGAUUAUGAGGGACUACCAGCACGAGAACGUGGUGGAGAUGUACAACAGCUACCUGGUGGGGGACGAGCUGUGGGUGGUGAUGGAGUUCCUCGAAGGCGGAGCUCUGACGGAUAUCGUAACGCACACCAGGAUGAACGAAGAGCAGAUCGCCGCCGUCUGCCUGGCUGUCCUGAAAGCACUUUCUGUCCUCCAUGCCCAAGGGGUGAUUCACCGAGACAUCAAGAGCGACUCCAUCCUGCUCACUCAUGAAGGCAAGGUGAAGCUCUCUGAUUUUGGGUUUUGCGCACAAGUGAACAAAGAGGUCCCACGGCGGAAGUCGCUGGUGGGAACCCCCUACUGGAUGGCACCAGAGCUCAUCUCCCGACUACCUUAUGGACCAGAGGUGGAUAUCUGGUCCCUCGGAGUGAUGGUGAUCGAAAUGGUGGAUGGAGAGCCCCCUUAUUUUAAUGAGCCCCCCUUAAAGGCAAUGAAGAUGAUCCGGGACAACCUGCCCCCCAAACUUAAAAAUGUGCACAAGGUUUCUCCUUCCCUCAAAGGAUUCCUGGACCGCUUGCUGGUGAGAGACCCGGUCCAGCGAGCCUCCGCCAGCGAACUCUUGAAACACCCCUUCCUGGCGAAGGCUGGGCCUCCCUCCAGCAUCGUGCCGCUCAUGCGGCAGAACCGGAUGAGAUGAGAGUGCCGGCUGCACGAGAGAGAGAGAGAGGGACGCACACGCCGUCUAACCGCUCCCCACGUGGCCACCCGAAGCAGCCACGUCCCUGCCUCGUCCCCUGGCCCUCCGUUCUCCAGGGCGCUGCUGCCGUUCCCUUUGGCCGCCGCGGCAGGGACGGCGGCUCCCAACGGCCAGAUCAGCAGCAGGAGCGUUCGGCUCUCUCGGUCCCUCCGGGUUCCCCGGCGGCGUCCCAUCCGCUGCGGGGCCAGCGGUUCCGCUAACUGGAUUUACAACCGUGCCACUACUGUGAUGACCGGCAGGAGUUCUCCUGCCUGUCGCACCAUACUGCUGAGUCGGGAGGGGGGUGGGGGGGGCCAGCUGGGGCGGGGGGGUUUAAUGACUUUAAAAUUUCUGAUCAAAAUGGUAGUUUUUACACACACACACAAAGACAAGGCGGGUCCGGGAGCGACAGACACUAAGCAACUCAACACUGGAACUUCCAGCCACGUCUAGAAGCAGCUUUGCCUGUCCCUCUGUGGCUGCGGGCUCAGUCUUCCCCGGGCCGGGACAGGAGCGGUCGGAGUAGGUAGGAGCAGUUUUGUUUAGCUCCGGAGCAUUUGGGUUUUUUCGGUAGGGUGGCAGCCAACGGCAGGGCAUCCUCCCCAGCACCUGGGUCCUCCUGGCAGGAGCAGCUGCCUCCAGGCGCAGCAAACGACUCCUGUUGCUGGGUUGUUGACAACCCAAAUCUCCCCCUGCCAGCUCCACCCCCGCUGCGUGACUGCUGAGAUCAGCCCAGCCCCUCUGCCUGCUAGGAUCGGGGUCUCCACCACACCGUCCCGCGCAGGAACCUAAAGCCUGUUUUCUGCAGGGUCUCCUUGAUGCUGCCCCCGUGCUCGUUCUGCGUUGUCUAGACACGUGCUGCUGCUCAGUCUUCGGGAUUGGGUGAGCAGAGACCUGGCCUCUUUGCUUCACAGGUUCCUUUGCAUCCAAGUCGCCCAAAGUGCCUGGCUCACCCGUCCCCCAGGGGCUCCAAAACGCAAUCCACUCCAGCCCCCUGUGGCUAGAAUGCAGAAGACUUAGGGGGGAGAGACUCUGGUAUCCCAGCAUGCAGCACCGCUUCUUGAUCUGUGCAGCCUUGCAUGCUGGGAUACCUGGAGUCCCUGCAGUGCAGGGCUGCUGUACCAUAACAGGGGGACAGGCGCGUGUCGGGGAGGGAGGUUCCCAAGGCUCCCGGCCUGUUGCCUUCAGUUUUGGGCAGCCUAUGGGGUCAGAGGAAUAAAGGCCCCAGUGGCCUACGGGGGAGCAGGGGUGCUGAAGCUCUCUGGAGUUGUCUAGGCUUAGGGGCUUGUUGGAUCAUCUGUGAGAGAUCCUGCCAGAGGGGACUCCCCUUCCCCGGCAGGAUCUUCCCCCUCUGCGCAGCCCAUGGGCCCAGUUCAGCGUAGGGAGGAGGUGACAGGGUCUGGUCGUGGGUGUGGGAAGGGAGCUCAGCACCGGUCGGGGGGUGGCCUCCUCUCGGAGCUCAGGGGCUGGACUGAGCUGUGAUCUCUGACGCCACCAGGAAAGGGGGGCGGAUUCCCUACCCCUGAGAGAGAGACUUCUGUCCGAGGCUGGCAGCUGCGUCCGCAAAGCAGCCCGCUCUGCGAUCGGGGGAGGUCGGUGCUAUAACACGGGUCCAAAGGAAGAAUUGCCCCGAACUGGGCCAACGUUUUGUUGCUUCUACUUUCCAUUCUGCCAGGGAGGGGCUGCUCGGGGGGGGGUCCCGCAUGCAGAAACUGAGCCAUUUGGAGGAGGAUUCCUCCCCCCCUUUGCGCCGUGCAAUGAACAUGCAUGCUGUACCGCACAACCUCCCCUGCAUGCUUUCUGGGGUGUGGGAGGGGCACAGGGAUGGUCUUUCUUUACAUGCUUUUAGCUACUUCAGUUAGAGUUCGCUGCCUUUUUUUUUUCUCUGCGGGAGCCCCCCUCGUGCAGCAGGAGUGGGCUGGUUACAGACACAAGGGGAUUGUUUGCGGUUAUUUUAUCUGGUUUGCCUGGCCACUGGAUUCUUGUCUGCAGAACUGCACAUCAGUCGUGCUUCUUGUUACAACAGAGAGAACUACAGGGCAACCUGCCUCUAGAGACUGACAGGGGCAAGGGGGGCGGAAACUGGGUCCAGUUAGGUAUUUUUAUGUGCUGGACCUAACUCUUCCCUGGGUGGCAAUCGGGAAUUGGCUCCACUGGGGUGCAAGCGAUGGGCAGAGCAGAAGUUGGUCCAGUUAGGAGCCAGCCACGGGCCUGUUGAAAGUUGGCUAAUGCGUAAGAUCUUCUAGAGCACUCCACGCUGGCUGAAUUCUGCUCUUACUGAUCCAGUGUCUUACCGGGGAUUUUAGGGAGAGCAGGAUUGAGCCAGUGCUGCGUGCUCAGUUGUCCGAAUUCGUGACACGUUAUGGCUGCGUAGGGUGACCGGGAAGGUCUAUUUCAUGCUCUUUUUCUAUUAGGCCUUAGCCUUAGCGUUUUUAAACAUAAACUAGAUCACUAAAACACCCUUGAAGUGCCGGACAGCAUGACCAGGAUGUGUGUAUUCAUAGCCACCCACGAUUGACCAUGAUGCAAAGCUCUCUGUCACCCAAACGCAGCGCUACACCCAGACGUGUUUACGGUGUGGGGGUGGGUCUUGUUCAGUACAGCCCCUCGGGCACUGUGCUGUACCUAGGCCCUCCCUUCUCAGCCCAAGCCCUUUGUCUAACUCCUGGCUGGGCUCCUGCAGUUUUUCUCAGCUCUUGACACAUCAUUAUUUAACCUUCUGCCCUUUCUCAGCCCGCUUAAAUUUCAGCAAAGCCUGUGGGUGUGAGACUGUCCCGUGCUGUACAGUACACCCGGCCUUGCAGCUUCUCACACCCAUGUUCUGUUCUGACAUAAACCACAUCAGCCUGCUCUGAAUUCCUCCUCCGCCUCGUAACCCAUCCCCUGAUCUCCCCAUACGGGAAAGUUUUUAACCAACAUUUAUUUUCUUUGGGGUUUCAGCUCAAUUACACAGACCUUCUCCGGUCUCUUACUUCACCCAGUCAUGGUGUGUUACUGGGUACCCUCUGAGCCCCAUCCUCUACUGUUCAGACCCCCGAACCUCUCCCUGAGCUUCUCGGGGAGCACACGAGCUGGGGCGGACUCUUUACGGCUCACGGAUUGGAGCAGAAGGGCUUUGUGGGUCACUUGGCAAUGGCGGCUGAGCCCCCAGCCUGCCACUCAACAUGCCUCUGGGCUGGCUCAGGAUCCGGGGUCUCCUUUAAGCAAAUGGGACCUGGGGCGUGGGGUCGAGCGUUCCCAGGGGGCACAGGGAGCGGGGGAAGGCAUUAUCCUUCCACUGGCAUGAGCAUUAUUCCCAGCUGAUGCCACUGUAGCAGCAUCUGCUCCAAGUCCCCAGCUGGUGAAAUCAGCCUCACGCCCAGGGCCCGCUCCUCAGCUGCUGUCGAUCCCUGCGGCCCCAUUGCAGGCUGCAGCUCGGCCAAUUUACACCGUUCGCUCGCCGCUUCUCCGGGCGACCCCUGGCGCUGGGCUGCUUCGCCCCCGGCCGAAGAGCUGCUUCCCCUUUCCUGAAUCGCUCGCUCCCCGGGCACCUGCUGCUGUGGGGGAAACCCCGGCGGCGGUGGUUUGCUCACUGGAUGACCGGGCGGUCCUGCUUCCCCCCCGCUACAUCAUCACACGCCAACGGUGGGCUUGUGACAAUCGGCACAGGCUGGUCCGCUGCGGUGUAAGACACUAGCUUCCCCCCCCCUACAUCCCAACUUCCACAGUAAGCUGCUUAGGGCUGCAAUCCUCUCAGAGCCUGGGGCGGGGGGGGUGGCCUGGCAAGGCAGCUCAAAGGCGAUGCAAAGAACUGAUGAACUCUGUCGAGAAACAACUACUGAUUUGUUUUCUUGUUACUACUUUUUUUUUAAAGAAGCUAUUUAUAUUGUCAUUUUGUAACACUACAGUAUUCCUGAUUGGGGGGUGGGGGGGCCUGAUUCAGCCAGGGACUGACUUGUAUAAAAAAAAGGAAUUGGAUCUUGUGCUGUGAGUUUGGGGUUUGGGGGCUUUUUUUGUGGGCCUCAGCCAGGCAAAACUUUUCGAACAGUUUUGAGGUUAGUGUGACAAUUACAGGCUUUCUUUUUUGGGAGGAAAACGAAA
This is a messenger RNA of Caretta caretta (loggerhead turtle), 6440 nucleotides long. RefSeq names its product p21 (RAC1) activated kinase 4 (gene PAK4). Gene Ontology annotation, biological process: protein phosphorylation. Gene Ontology annotation, molecular function: protein serine/threonine kinase activity; ATP binding. Lineage: Eukaryota; Metazoa; Chordata; Testudines; Cheloniidae. The record is from RefSeq and is a predicted model, not a curated record.